This is a messenger RNA of Colletotrichum phormii, 521 nucleotides long. RefSeq lists its product as uncharacterized. The transcript has 2 exons. Bases 108 to 440 code for a protein of 110 amino acids. The record is from RefSeq and is a predicted model, not a curated record. Lineage: Eukaryota; Fungi; Ascomycota; Sordariomycetes; Glomerellales; Glomerellaceae.
ACUUCGCAUAAUCUGUACCCAGCAAUUAGUCCAGCAUAUGACCCCUUUUCCUUGAAGGAACACAGAUACUCGCCUUGUCAAAUCGCAACUCUUACACGCCACAUGCCAUGGAAAUGACCCUCGAGGCCAUCAUUGCUAUCGUGGCCCUGGUCGUGGGGUUACCACCUACGUGUUUCAUCAUCUGGAAAUCCUGCAUUCGCAAGAGACAAAAGCUGAGGCAGGCUAUAAUUUCAUUACAUCGACGUCACACGAUCACUCCGAACCGCCCUCCUCAUUACGAGCAACCUCCAUGGUCAGCACCAGGCUCCAUCUGGAGAUCUCGGACGAUCAUUGCCUUCGAAACGGAAAUGAACAGGUCUCCUAGUGACGAAUCUGCUUCAAGACAAGGCUGGCCGACGGGCAACUAUACCUUUCAUCAUUUGGGAGGCCAUCAUGUUUAAGCCACGGGAAGCGAAGUGCUAGACGGCUUUGGAGAUCUUCUUCGCAAGACCCGAAUAUGAGGGACUUGGCUUACAAUCUCU